Molecule: messenger RNA, 1991 nt
Organism: Cuscuta epithymum
Lineage: Eukaryota; Viridiplantae; Streptophyta; Magnoliopsida; Solanales; Convolvulaceae
Source: the annotation of a GenBank genome assembly
UUUUCUUCAAUUGAAGAUUGAAAUCUGAUGGCUUGCAUUACCAAAGAAGGCCUACAUUUGAAAUAAACUGGAAGGAGAUCCAAAUAUUAUGGAGAGGGCUUGCAAUACUGAUCUUGAAGAUUGAAAUCCAUUAUUAUCUGAUCUGGUAAAUGUACAGAGAUGUGUGUACAUUAGCCCACCAGAUCAAAUCCAUAUACAGAGCCAUAAACUCAAGAAUCCAACAAGAUCCCCAACCUCCAUUAAUCUUAUGUCGCUUCUCCUAUAUAUCUACAUGUCCCAUGCCAUCCCAACAUCGCUCAUGGAUGGCCUCCUAAUCUCAAUUCAAACUCACAUCACUCCGUAAUAAUAAGGGAAACGGCCUAGCUUCUUCUCCAAAAAUCUCCCCUUCUCCCAAUCAUUGAUCCUCGUUUUUCAGAUAUACCUGCCGAUUCUUGAAGCAAAAUGUAAAAACGAAAAGCAAAAACAAAAAUCUCGUAUGGUUCUUGAAAGUUGAUUUCGCGCACAAUACGUCAAGUUGCAGUUGAUCAUUUCUUUGUUUGUUUUUCUGAAUCGGUGAAUUUCAGUCUGAUUAGGAAAAAUUGAGAAUAUUGUACGGCUUUUCUUGAGAAGUAAUUGAAAGGCGUUCGCAUUAUAGUCAGGGAUUUGUUUGUUAUUGAAGGGGGUGAGAGAAAUGGAGAAGAAGAAAGUUGUGGUACCAUUAGUUUGCCAUGGCCAUUCGCGUCCUGUGGUUGAUUUGUUCUAUAGUCCAGUAACCCCUGAUGGGAUCUUCCUCAUCAGUGCCAGCAAGGAUUCAAAGCCAAUGCUCAGAAAUGGCGAGACUGGAGAUUGGAUCGGGACAUUCGAAGGGCACAAAGGUGCAGUGUGGAGUUGCUGCUUGGAUAGGAAUGCUUUGCGUGCUGCAUCUGGUUCUGCUGACUUUUCUGCAAAAAUUUGGGAUGCAUUGACAGGGGAUGAACUGCACUCAUUUGAGCACAAGCACAUUGUCCGAACUUGUGAUUUCUCUGAGGAUACUAAUUUUCUACUAACGGGGGGAGUUGAGAAAAUCCUACGUAUAUAUGAUUUGAACCGUCCAGAUGCACCUCCUAGAGAAGUGGCUAAGUGUCCAGGCUCAGUGAGAACGGUUUCAUGGCUCCACAGUGAUCAAACCAUAUUAAGUUCUUGCAGUGAUAUGGGAGGUGUUAGGUUAUGGGAUGUAAGAACUGGUGGAAUAGCCCGCACGCUAGAGACAAAAUCACCUGUUACCAGUGCUGAAGUGAGUCAAGAUGGCCGCUAUAUAACUACUGCUGAUGGGUCCAGUGUCAAGUUUUGGGAUGCAAAUCACUUUGGAUUGGUGAAGAGUUACAACAUGCCAUGUACUAUAGAGUCUGCUACUCUGGAACCAAAAUAUGGAUUCAAAUUUGUUGCUGGGGGAGAAGAUAUGUGGGUCCGUGUUUUUGAUUUUAAUACCGGUGAAGAACUCGCGUGUAACAAGGGUCACCAUGGUCCGGUCCAUUGUGUGCGAUUUGCACCAACAGGGGAAUCAUAUUCCUCGGGAUCUGAAGAUGGGACCAUCCGAAUAUGGCAGACGGGUCCAUUAACGAAUGAUGAUGCUGAUGGUAUCACAAUGACAAAUGGAAAACCAAAGGACUCUGCAGAAGAGGUCACGCACAAAAUUGAAGGCUUCCACAUUGCGGAUGAGAGGGAGGAGGAGGUUACAGGGAAUCCUUAAUAUAGACUGUAAAACUGGAACUUUUGCAUAUUGGACGCUUGCUGAACCAACUCAACCAUUUAAACAUUCAUAUCAGAUCAUAUAUGUAGAAAAGAAAGGAAAAGAAAAUUGCUCCUUUUGAACUUAAUGAAGCAAGUUUUUGUGUGGCAUGUAUAAUUUCCAUAUGGAUAUCAGGGUAUACCAACCCCUUUUUGUACUGAUUUUGUAUUUUUUUAAUGAUGUCAUAGUGUUCGCAAGACUUGUUCGUCUGGGUAAACUAAGACUGGUCAGGAUUUUCUGGAAG